AUGCAGAACCUUUUACCUAUCGCCUGCUUUUUAUCGGCUAUACGAGUGCCAAAUAUCCAGUUCGAGACCGCAGUCCUUCAACCAGCUCCGGUCAACAAGGACAAAUGCCCCUACGUCCUUAACAACAACGAUAUUGAGUUUAGAUUGUACACCAGGCACAAUCCCGUUGAAGGACAAGUUCUGACGAUAGACGAUGACGAGAGCCUUUUCGCUUCCAACAUCGACUUCAAUGACAAGACAGUAUUCUUCUUCCACGGAUUCAUGGAGACUGGGGAGGACAGCAGUUCGCUUAUGGUCAAAGAAGCGUACGUCCAAGUAGGAAAUGUCAACAUGAUAAUGGUGGACGCGCAACGUCUGGAGGCUGGACCUUGGUACUUCACAGCUGCCUCCAACACCUGGUACAUUGGGCGCUUCACGGCCAUGUUUAUAGAUUACCUCGCGACCAGAGGAUUAAAAUUAUCCAACCUUCACUUGGUCGGCCACAGCUUGGGAGCCCAGAUCGCCGGUGUAGUCGGGCACACAGUAAAAUCAGGUCGUGUGUCUCGCAUUACCGGCUUGGACCCGGCGUUGCCCCUUUUCGAAAACGUGCCCCUAGCCCAAAGACUGGACCCUACGGACGCAGAAUUCGUGGAUAUCAUACAUUCGGAUGCUGGUAUAUUUGGUUAUAACAGGCCUUGUGGCCACGUGGACUUCUUCCCCAACGGUGGGGUCAGCCCGCAGCCAGGAUGUGAACUGGAGGUGGUUCUACCACAGCAGGAGUUGUUCAAUAAGUUCUUCUGCAGCCACUGGCAAUCGUUCAGAUUCUUCAGCGAGUCUGUGUUAAGACCGGAAGGUUUCAUCGCUUCAGAGUGUAGCUCUUGGAAGGAGUACAUACGGGGACACUGCGCGAACACGAAGAAGACGCACAUGGGCGAAGGGGCAGAUAGAACGUAG
Messenger RNA from Leptosia nina, 933 nucleotides. NCBI's taxonomy places the organism in Eukaryota, Metazoa, Arthropoda, Insecta, Lepidoptera, Pieridae. The record is from the annotation of a GenBank genome assembly.